Messenger RNA from Felis catus (domestic cat), 1959 nucleotides. RefSeq names its product reticulon 4 receptor (gene RTN4R). NCBI's taxonomy places the organism in Eukaryota, Metazoa, Chordata, Mammalia, Carnivora, Felidae. Gene Ontology annotation, cellular component: plasma membrane. The transcript is spliced from 2 exons. The record is from RefSeq and is a predicted model, not a curated record. Bases 261 to 1685 code for a protein of 474 amino acids. Gene Ontology annotation, molecular function: protein binding.
CCCAUAAAACAUUCAUCCGCUCCCGGCCCGCGCCGCGAGCGCCCCUCCAUUCCGCGCCGCCGCCGCCGCCCUCGCCCUCCGCGCCCGCGGCCCCGCCAGCCCAGCCGACCGGGCGGAGCGGAGCGCGCCCAGCCUCGUCCCGCGGCCGGGCCGGGGCCGGGCCGGAGCGGCGGCGCCUGGAUGCGGACCCGGCCGCGGGGAGACGGGCGCCGGCCCCGAAGCGACUUUCGGUCCCCGACGCGCCCCGCCCGACCCUUAAGAUGAAGAGGGCGUCCGCCGGAGGGAGCCAGCUGCUGGCCUGGGUGCUGUGGCUGCAGGCGUGGCGGGUGGCAGCACCGUGCCCAGGUGCCUGUGUGUGUUACAACGAGCCCAAGGUGACGACGAGCUGCCCGCAGCAGGGCCUCCAGGCUGUGCCCACUGAUAUCCCGGCCGCCAGCCAGCGCGUCUUCUUGCACGGCAACCGCAUCGUGCACGUGCCCGCCGCCGGCUUCCGUGCCUGCCGUAACCUCACCAUCUUGUGGCUGCAUUCGAAUGCACUGACCCGCAUUGAUGCUGCUGCCUUCACCGGCCUGACCCUUCUCGAGCAGCUGGACCUCAGCGACAAUGCACAGCUGCGUGCCGUGGACCCCACCACGUUCCAUGGCCUGAGCCGCCUGCACACGCUGCACCUGGACCGCUGCGGCCUGCAGGAGCUGGGCCCCGGCCUGUUCCGUGGCCUGGCUGCCCUGCAGUACCUCUACCUACAGGACAACAGUCUGCAGGCGCUGCCAGAUGACGCCUUCCGCGACCUGGGCAACCUCACACACCUCUUCCUGCACGGCAACCGCAUCCCCAGCGUGCCUGAGCGCGCCUUCCGUGGCCUGCACAGCCUCGACCGCCUCCUUCUACAUCAGAACCGUGUGGCCCGUGUGCACCCGCAUGCCUUCCGUGACCUCGGCCGCCUCAUGACGCUCUACCUGUUUGCCAACAACCUCUCUGCGCUGCCUGCAGAGGCCCUGGCACCCCUGCGUUCCCUGCAGUAUCUGCGGCUCAAUGAUAACCCCUGGGUGUGUGACUGCCGGGCACGCCCGCUCUGGGCCUGGCUGCAGCAGUUCCGAGGCUCCUCGUCUGAGCUGCCCUGCAGCCUGCCCCCACACCUGGCCGGCCGUGACCUCAAGCGCUUGGCUGCCACCGACCUGGAGGGCUGUGCUAUUGCUGCCAGGCCCUCCCGUCCCAUCCGGACCGGCGGGCCUACUGAUGACGAGCGUCUGGGUCUGCCCAAAUGCUGCCAGCCUGAUGCCAUGGACAAGGCCUCAGUGUUGGAGGCUGGCAGUCCAGGCUCAGCCGGCAACGCGCUCAAGGGACGUGUGCCAUCCGGCGACAGCCCACCAGGCAAUGGCUCUGGCCCACGGCACAUCAACGACUCCCCCUUCGGGACCCUGCCUGGCUCAGCUGAGCCCCCACUGACCGGGAUGAGGCCCGAGGGCUCCGAGCCACCGGGGCCCCCCACCACAGGCCCUCGCCGGAGGCCAGGCUGUUCCCGCAAGAACCGCACCCGCAGCAGCCACUGCCGUCUGGGCCAGGCGAGCAGUGGGGGCGGUGGGACUGGUGAUGCAGAGGGCUCAGGCGCCCUGCCCAGCCUCGCCUGUGGCCUGGCCCCCCUAGGCCUCGCGCUGGUGCUGUGGACGGUGCUUGGGCCCUGCUGACCGGCCACCGAUCGCGAGGCCGUUCUCAGCAGUCAGGUGUGUGUACAUAUGGGGUCCCCUCCAUGACGCCAGCCAGCACCAGGCGGCAGGCCCUCCCUGAUGGACACCUCCCGCCCACCCACCCCAUCUCCACCCCAUCAUGUUUACAGGGUGCAGCGGCAGCGUUUGUUCCAGAACGCCACCUCCCACCCGGAUCGCGGUAUAUAGAGAUAUGCAUUUUAUUUUACUUGUGUAAAAAUAUCGGAAGACGUGGAAUAAAGAGAUCUUUUCUUAA